Brenthis ino (lesser marbled fritillary) is the source of this 2877-nucleotide messenger RNA. Lineage: Eukaryota; Metazoa; Arthropoda; Insecta; Lepidoptera; Nymphalidae. The record is from the annotation of a GenBank genome assembly.
AUGGUUAUAAAUCCACGCGCCGGAACUGUUGUUAAUUCACGUUAUUCGUCUCCUGAUACCUCUUCAGCGAGUGAGCUUAUCUCGAGGCGGGGCGUGUUCUCGCGCAGACAGUAUGGCUCCGUUGAACAGUUGUCAGCGUCAGGCGAGAUCGGCGGAGCGAUAGAUACGGUGGUACGCCGCUAUCGCCUUGAAAAUGGAAACUCACUUGGCGAAAAGGAUGAACUUUUCGGCCCGCCCAGCGCUCCGGUACUUGAAAACCCAGAGUUCCAAACGCGCUGGUACUUCAAGUACUUUCUUGGCAAAAUGCACCAAAACUACAUCGGCGUCGACGGUGCAAGGGAACCAUACCUUCUCAGCGUGGUACAAGAGGGCGCCGGCCUUUUACGAGCAAUACUUUUCAAUAAAAUGGGUGCGCAUAAAAUUUACCUCCCAGCGAGUGCGUGGAGCGGCGGAGGAGGACAAGCGCCCACAAGACCUACCCUCAAGCAGAUACUAGCUCAGUUCACUGCCAUUGAAAGGAUCGACAAAAUGCCUAGAGAAAUUACGUGUCCAGAAUUACAAAAAGAUGUUUUGUUGCUGGAGGAACAAGAGGGUUCGGUGAAUUUUAAAAUAGGUGUUAUGAUAAUGAAGCCUGGGCAGAAGACGGAUGACGAAAUGCUUUCUAAUGAGAAAGGCAACGAGAAAUGGGAACGAUUUAUUUCACUUUUGGGUGACAAGAUUCGAUUAAGAGGAUGGAACCGAUUUCGAGGAGGCCUAGAUGUCAAAGGUGACAUGACUGGGAGCCACUCGAUAUACACAAUGCACCAGGGACAUGAGAUAAUGUUCCACGUGUCUACCAUGCUGCCCUUCUCGAAGGACAACAAGCAACAGUUGGAGCGGAAACGUCACAUCGGAAACGAUAUUGUCAAUAUAGUCUUCACAGAAGACUCCGUUCAUAACACCUUCAACCCGCAGUAUGUGAAGAGCCAUUUUACCCAUGUAUUCGCGGUAGUGUCAGAAGUGGAAGGCGAAGGGUACAGGUUGAGCGUGUACACGGAUGACACCGUGCCUCCGUUCGGGCCGUCGCUACCAUGUCCUCCAAUUUUCAACGAUUCACAGCUGUUCAGGGAAUUUUUGCUAGUAAAACUAAUGAAUGGGGAAAAAGCUGCUUUUCAAACUCCGACUUUUGCGUUAAAGCGACAGCGAACUUUAGACACUCUUAUACGAGACAUAUACGCAGAACAUUGCUCUGAUCACAAAGUGCCCAUGCUUUCUCGACGUGCUCUGUCUGAUGUAUGGUCGGGCGGCGCAGGCGCAGGCGGCGCGGGAGCUGCCCGCACUGAACGCUUUUUGCACGUAGGGCAGGCUUUGAAACUAGAUGCUGUGUUAAGAGGUGAUGCUCCCACUAGCUUAGUGUCAACGGGUUGUGGAGGCUCACGCCGCGCUCCAUGGGAAGGAAGGCUUUGGCGCGCUGCUCCAUUACCCGCUACACCGAUAUGUGCAGAGCAGUUAGCUGAAGGUCGACUUUUACUGUCAACAACAUCAAAUACGUACAUACUAGAAGAAAGCGGUACAACAAAAGUAGUACUACGAUGGGAAGGCUGUGUGCGUUCAGCGCGAGUAACAGAACGCGCUGGAAUAUUUCGGGUGGGCCCUCGGGUGAUAGCGGGGGGAGGGUCCACAACAGGGGGCGCGGGGGGAGCGGGGGUGUACGCGCUGCCGCUGCCGGAACUAGCCGCUGGCGCUUGGGCUAUGCGCCCCCUACAAGACUGUAAGCACGCGAGGCUUCCGAGAACUAAGACUGCACAUUUCUUCGACAUAUUGGAGCAAGGUGAAAAUGGAAAGACUUUACUAGCUAUAGCUAUAGGAAGAAGAGUACUCUUGCUCUCAGAAGAACUCAACGCUGAUAAUGAUAUGGGUUUUGAAUAUAUACAUAUUAAGGACAUCCAGUUAAGUGAAUCCCCUAUAUUAAUAAAGCUAAUGGACGGUGAGUUUGGAAUAAUGGUUGUCGGCUACAAGCACCAUUGGGAGUUGCUGGAGCUCAAUACAGCGCAGACUAUUAAAAGGGCAGAAGGGUCGGAUGACAGCCCGCCGCGUCGCGGUGCUCUCGUCAACGCGCUGCGCAUCGGGGAUGAACGAGACGGACAAAUCAUUUUAUGCUACAAUCAUACGUGUCAUUUCGAACGGUUAACGAGUAAAGGCCUAGAAAGCGACAGCGAAUAUGAUUUUCACUGGACCACUGUUCCUACUGCUGUAGUAUGUGCUUUCCCAUACAUAAUGGCAUUUGCGGAGGAUUUGCUGGAAAUACGGCUAGUGGCUAACGGGUCCCUCGUACACGCUGCUUGCAUACCAGGACUAAAGAUACUUUGCGGACGACGAGAUAUAUUUUACGUAGCAUGUGCACCAGAGUAUGUACCUUUAAGCCGUGAGAUUGAUCCCUGCUUCGCGCUGCAUGACAAUUACGAGCUCGUCCGACAGAUGAGCAAGUGUGGACCAUACUCCGUCGAAGAUGAUGAUGGAAAUGAGAAAACAGAUCAAAGCAACAGCCGCACUCCAGACUACAACUCGGGUUCAAGUCGAAGCAGUUCGAUAUCGUCGGAGCAAGAGAACAUCCGCCCGCCCCUGACGCGAAUGACGCCUAUUUCCCCGCCGACCUCUCCACAAGUACCAGAGAACAGCGGGCGCUGCGUGCGCAUAUACAAGGUCCCACAAAGCAAUCUCAGCGCCGCUGCCUACCAGCGACAGUCUGUCUCCGCUGACCACGUCGUCACAGACUACUUUUCUGAUAGACCAAACAGUAUAAAGCAAAGACUGGCAGAAUUAAGACUGGACAGCAAAUCAAGAGGAGGUGGCGACAACGAGUCCAUAGAGAUCACCAAUUACCAGCCGUCGAUGCCC